GGCUUCCACCCUCCCGCUGCCGUGCCGGAUAAGUUUAUUUCAUUUAGCAUUGCAAACAAACAAAUAAUUUUAAAUUAAUAACAAUACUAUGAAUAACUACAGCUUUACGCUGCUUAAAUAUUGAGUUUCUUUUUCUUAUAAUGUCUGAAACGGAAGCCAGCAGUGCAGUGUCCGAGGACACUACAAAAUACGUUGAAGAAGGGAAGAACAAACUCAUUGUAAAAUGUAAAUUUUGUGGAUCUAAAAUACUGGAAAAGAAAACUGCUACAUACAUAUCGCAGGAGAAAGAAUUACCUCUUAUGCAGCAAGACGUAAACAGGAAAGAAGGUGAAAUACAAAAGGAGAUGAUUAAAGGCUACUUCCAUGUGGAAAAUAUGUAUACAUUUGAAAACAUUGGGUUCACACAUCAAGUUGAUACAUACAAGUAUUUAACUUGUGCGGAUUGCGACGCGGGUCCCGUCGGUUAUUUCGAGACAGACAGUAAACAUAGUUAUGUGGCUUUAUCUAGAGUUGUACAAUGCUAACAGAUAUUAACAUUGAAAAAGAAAAUUAUAUAAAUUAAGCAAAAUAAUUUGUUCUAAUUUUUAUCAGAUUAUGAGUGUUCUGAAGUUAUUUGUGGUCCAAAAUUGUAUGUAUCUGACUAAAGGCAUGUAAAUUGAAGAUAUUGUAAAAUCUGUAUCUGUCUAUAUAUUAUGUCUAUGUAUAUAGCCAAAUAGCUGAACGUGGCCAUACAGUCUUUUCAAGACUAUUGGCUCUGUCUACCCCGCAAGGGAUAUAGACGUGACCAUAUGUAUGUUUGUAUGUAUGAAUAUGUCUUAAUCCUGUAAUAAGGUCAAAUCAACAAACAAACAUUAGACUAUGAGCACUAAUUUUUUUUCUUGUGAAUGUCUGAAAAGGUGGGUUUAGGAAUUAGAACUAAAAGUGCAAGAACAAUGAUUCGAGGAGUUAGUUUAGAAGUUACCUCACCUCUUUCCCAGAGGGAAAGGCAGAUACUAGAUUUUCUGCUUGCUAUUGCCUAAAAUUUUUCUCUUAUCACGGCCGCAGAUACACAGGCAUUCACAAUUCUUCAGUUUUUAUGUGUAAUAUGAGUGAAUAAAUAUUUUUGUUACUAUGGGAUAUUAAAUUUGAAUUAGUACAAUGGGCGCCCAUAUGUGCAUGUUUGGAAAAUAAACACUUUAGGCUAUAUGCUUUAUGCUUAUGUAUAAAAACCAAUAAAACAUAUAAAUACGAAAUAAAAAAAAAGAAAGAAGAAGAUGUAAUGUAUUAUGUACUUUAUUUGAAUCAAAAUAUCAUGUACAAUUACUCGCUUUUAUUUUCAGCAUUUCUUGACUUUUUAUAAAAGAUAAAUGCUUAUGU
Amyelois transitella is the source of this 1356-nucleotide messenger RNA. It is a transcript of the gene strat, whose product is annotated as guanine nucleotide exchange factor MSS4 homolog. Gene Ontology annotation, molecular function: guanyl-nucleotide exchange factor activity; zinc ion binding. Gene Ontology annotation, biological process: small GTPase-mediated signal transduction; post-Golgi vesicle-mediated transport. Gene Ontology annotation, cellular component: membrane; cytosol. The transcript has 2 exons. Bases 141 to 524 code for a protein of 127 amino acids. The record is from RefSeq and is a predicted model, not a curated record. Lineage: Eukaryota; Metazoa; Arthropoda; Insecta; Lepidoptera; Pyralidae.